GCGGCAGCUGUCAGAGGCAUUGUUUAUGUUUCGCACAACACGUGCUAACAGAGCGACGCAGGACCGGGAACCACCAAGUUCGGGGUUCGUACUUUUUUCUCCCCCAGCAGACUCGCGCGCACAAACAUAUACAAAACACGCACGCGUGACCAUGUGUGCCAAGGUGAGUAGAAAGGCGGACGCGGUGCUGCGCCGGAAGGCGGCGGCCACCGUCCGGAAGCCGAACCCGUUCGAGACGGUCGUGAUGAAGACGAAGCACGCCGUGCUCAACCGCGGCACACAAUCAAAGCGGCCAGGCCAGCUGCACCGUCUGUCGCACGAGAAGCGGGAGCAGACGCUCGGCAAGGAGUUCGCGCUGCUGCACAAGACGAACCAGUUUAUGGACGCGCGGCAGAACGGCCGGUACGCUCGGCAGCCGUCCCGCAAGGAGCAGGCGAAGGAGAUGUACAAUCUGAACCUGACGCACGGCGGCCGGACAAUGCACGAGAUCGAGCACCUGGACGACGUGCCGGACGGUGCCGAUGAGGACGAGGACGAGGACGGGAUGCUGCAGGAUGCCUUUACCAGUGCGACACACUUCGGUGGCGGUUCGGACGACGAGUCGGGCCGACCGGCCGGCAAGGACCGCAAGACGGUGAUCGAGGAGAUGAUUGCGGAGAGCAAGCGGCAGAAGACGGAGCGGCAGCGCGAGAACGACGAGAUGUACGAGAUGCGGCUGCGGCUGGACGACGAGCUGAAGAGCCUGAUGCCGCAGUUCACCGAGCACAUCCGGCGGGAUAGCGAGCGGCCGAAGCCGGACGAUUACGACCGGGCGCUGCGCGAGAUGGUGUUUGAGCCGCGCGGUGCCCCCACCGAGAAGCUGAAGUCGAUCGAUCGGGCGGCGGAGGAGCAGAAGCGCCGGGAGGUGGCCGAGCGGGAAAAGCAGCAGCGGAUGCAGCAGCAGGAGGCGCAGACGGUGACGCAGGGCGCUAGCCGGCCGAUUUCGGCCGACGCGCUCGGCGAUGACUAUCUGGUGGAGGGUGCGGGCGAGGAGGAAGCGUACUACGGCGAGCCGGAUGGGGAAGACGUUCGCAACGGAUCGGCGCCGGAUGAGGAGGAGGAGGAUGAAGAGGAGGAAGACGAGGAUGAGGGCGAAGAGUCAGAUUCGAGCGAGGCGGACAGCCUGUCGGACCUGAAGGCGGCAGUGCAGCACAAGGACGACAGUGAGGACGAGUCGGACGCGGAACCGGAACCGGCCAAACAAACUGUAGCGCCCAAAGCAAAGGCCAAGCCGGCGGCCGUUGCGCCCACGUACACGCUACGUAUGGUAGAUGUGCCGCGCGAGUACGAACAGUUCGCCGAGCUGCUGGACGGGCACGAGGGUGACGUGCAGGGGCGGGUCGGUGUGGUCGCGUCCAUGGUGCACACGCUCCGGCAGAAGCCCUUCCUGCACAAAUCGCGCUGGUCGGUGCUGUUCGCGUACGCGCUCAACUACCUCGGCGUGCGGUUUGCGCACGCCACCAGCGCCACGAUUGCGGGCGAGUUCGAGACGCUGCACCUGCUGAUGCCCCUGCUGCACGAUAUCGCGCAAACGGACCCGUCCGGCAUUGGCCGGGUGUUCCACAGCGUGCUCGAGGAGAAGUACGGCGAGUUCCGGAAGCAACCGCGGCGCUAUCCCGGCCUGGCGACGGUCGUGCUGCUCAAGCUGGUCCCUGUCCUGUUCUCGGCGUCCGACCGGCGCCACUCCAUCGUGACGCCGGCGCUCGUGUUCGUGGGGGAAAUUUUGUCCCGCUGCCAGGUGCGCAACCGGCGUGACAUUGCCCGCGGCCUGCUGCUCGUCACGACCGUGCUGGAGUGUGCGGAGCAUUCCAAGCGGUUUCUCCCGUCCGCCGUCGCCUUCCUGACCGGCGUGCUGGGGCAGGCGUGCGCCAAGGACGCCCUGCACCCGCUGACCACCGUCGGGCAGCCGUUUAAGCUCACCAGCCUGCAGCUCAGCGAAGCGGACGUACUGACGGAGGCAGACACCGCCGCGACACAGCUCACCGGGCAGGAUCUGCUUCUCGGGCAGCUAACGCCCUCCUUCAAGGUGCGUGCCAUCGUCUGCACGGUCACGCUGCUCUCCGCCCUCUGCACCCAGCUGGACAGCAAUCCCGCCCUGCCGAUCGUUGCGGCCCACUUUCUGCUCCCGCUGCGCGCUCUCCGUAAAGCGCCGUCCAGCCAGCCGGUGCACACCGCGCUCGACGAAACGAUCGCGCAGCUGUCCGCGCUAGCCGGCCGCACCCUGCCCUACCUGGCACAGGCGAAGCAGAAACCGAAACCGCUGCGGCUGCUCGAGCCGAAGAUUAACCCGGUGUACGAGGACAUCCGGCGCCGGCCGAAGACGGCGGUGCCGGUGCGCGAGCAGCGCCGCAAGCUGCAGCAGAAGAUUAAGAAGGUGACGCGCGGCGCCAAGCGCGAGAUCCGGCUCGACAACGAGUAUCUGGCGAAGCUGCAGCACAAGCGGCGCAUGGAGAGCGACCGCGAGCGGCAGCAGAAGGUGCGCCAGAUCUUCAGCCACGCGUCUCACCAGCAGGCCGAGCUGAAAUCGCUCGACCGGCGGGCCAAGUAUCGGAAGUAAAGGUGCGCGGUUCCGGCCAGCGUUUAGGUUAAUUAAAAUGCUAAGGCUAAGGCUGUUGGGAGACGUGCCUAAAGAGGACGAGCCUAGGAGUCGAAAACUAAAGAGACGAGCAAAAAGUGUUGUACGAAACAUGUGUUAAAUGCGGAAGAUAAAGCUGGGUUCGGAAAAGGAAGCUUGCUUGAAGCGUUCAUCACACGUUGGAAGAAAAGUGUGUAAAAUUUUAAGCAUUUAGAGUUAAGAGAUCUCGCUAGAUGAUGCGGGUUUAGGAGGAGAGCUUAUGAGUAUUUGAACAUUUGUACGAAUUUGCAAUCAGCGAUGUGCUGACAAGAUCGGUAAUAGAUUGUUACCAGUUCGUUUUGUUCGAGACGGCCGGGAAAUCCCUCUCUCUUAAUGUGAGUUUUAAGGUUCCACUGCCAUGUAUAGGUGGUCGCUGUAACGAGAGUGUCGGUAGGAAGAAUAGCGAAUAAAUUUGGCCAAAAUGUUCGAUUAUCAAAGAAAUCA
This is a messenger RNA of Anopheles arabiensis, 3097 nucleotides long. Its product is annotated as nucleolar protein 14 homolog. Bases 26 to 2596 code for a protein of 856 amino acids. The transcript is spliced from 2 exons. Lineage: Eukaryota; Metazoa; Arthropoda; Insecta; Diptera; Culicidae. Gene Ontology annotation, biological process: maturation of SSU-rRNA. Gene Ontology annotation, cellular component: small-subunit processome; nucleolus; Noc4p-Nop14p complex. The record is from RefSeq and is a predicted model, not a curated record.